CCUCCUCGCCGCGUGCAUCGCCGUGCCUAUAUUUAUACUCUCUGUCACUGCACUGUGCUGCCUCUCUGACACAUACAUUCACUCUCAAACCUCACUAGAAGUAGAAGUCAGUCAGUGGCUUAUGAGUACUGAGAAGCCACUAUUGUGUGUGAGAUAAGCCUAGUUGUGGUGUUUGGGUUAGGCUUAAGAGUUUCAGUGUACAAUGUUUGAUUGACAACUCCAGUAUCCAGUUAGAUUUCAAACAUUUCAAGUAAGCUAGAUCAUUAGUUACUGUGAUUGCUGUUAGAUUAACAGAUUAAAAUGUGGAUGCCACUGUUGAGCUGUGUAUUGCUACUAUGUGCAAUCAAUUCAGCAUACUCUGCACGUAUUCUUGCAAUACUACCCCUUCCUAGCAAAUCUCAUUUUAUCUCCAAUCAGGCUGUGCUAGCUGCCCUGGCUGCCAGAGGACAUCAUGUGACAGUCUACAGUAUGUUCACUCCUUCUCAGCCAGUAGCCAAUAUGAAACAUAUAGAGCUGCGAAGUACCUUUUUGGCUGACAUGAAGAAGACAUGGACAUUUGAGAAAUUUACAGACAUGGUGAAACAAGACUCAUAUAUCAAGUGCGGUGCUUUAACAAUAUGGCAGUUAUCAUCCAUGCUAUGUACAGAUUUUCUGAACCAAAAGGAAAUAAAAACUCUUAUAGCAUCAAAAGAAAAAUUUGAUUUAGUCAUGACUGAGGCUCUAUUUGGACAAGAAUCAAUGUUAGCUUUUGGUCACAUUUUCAAUGCUCCAGUCAUAAAUCUGAAUGGCUUUGGGGCUUGGAGUAUAGUAAAUAGAGUUCAUGGAAAUCCUCUUCAACUGGCAACUGCUCCUGACAUUGUUUCAUACCCAUUCAAAAAUGAGAUGAAUUUUGUAGAUAGAUUCAAAAAUGUUGUAACAACCACAAUGACUCUCUUGUAUUACCAUUUCAUUCACCUUCCAAAGCAACAAGAGAUCAUAAAAGAUACUUUUAAGAUGUCAACUAUCCCUCCUAUUGAGAAGAUGCUACAGAACCUGUCUCUAACCAUCGCCAACUUUCACCACUUGGUCAGUUGUCCAAGAAGCUAUACUGGGAAUAUCAUUCCAGUAGGAGGCAUUCAUAUUCCACAACAACUACCUCCAAUUCCUAAGGACAUUAAGGAGUUCCUAGACAGUGGGAAGAAAUCAGUAAUUCUAUUCAGUCUGGGUACUGUGGUCCCUGUCCAUCUUAUGCCAUCUGAGUACAUUCAAAUGUUUAUUAAUGUAUUCAGGAAACUGCCAUAUAAGAUAUUGUGGAAGACUGAAGCAGAAGGUGUAACUGAUCUGCCAAAAAAUGUGAUGAUAACAAAAUGGUUGCCUCAGCAGAGUGUUUUGGCACAUCCGAACUGUGUCCUGUUCAUAACACAUGGAGGGUUGAUGAGUCAGCUGGAGGUAUUCCAUAUGGGAGUGCCUGUGGUAGCCAUUCCUUUCUUCGGUGACCAACCAUUCAAUGUGGGACUUUAUGAACAUUUCGGUGUUGGUGUCAAGCUGGACUUCAACUCUUUAACUGAAGACUCUCUGAACAAGGCUGUAUUGAGUGUUGUAGGCAAACCUCAGUACAUAGAGAAUGCUAAAAAGGUUUCUCAACUAUUCAGGCACCUUCCGAUGUCUGCAAAUGACACAGCAGUUUUCUGGACCGAGUAUGUCCUGAGAUAUGGAGGUGCGCAACAUCUAACUCCUCACGCAGCACAGAUGCCAUGGUACCAGCUGGCUCUGAUAGACGUUGCUGCAGUCAUUCUUGCUGUUGUCUUUGUAUUUCUGUACAUACUUAAAAAAGUAUUUAGCUUGUUAGGGUAUUUAUGUUGUAGUAAAAAAACAGCCCCAAAUAAUAAAAAGGCUGUUUCCUCAAAGAAGAAAAAUAAUUAAAAUAUUAAAAGUAUAUUAAUAUAGCAAGUAAGAGAUUCUAGGGUUAUAAAAUUGAAUUUUUGUACUGUAACUUAGCAUAAGAAUAAUCAUACCGGUCCUAAUCUUGUUUAUGUAAAAUAUGCAUUAACAAGCUCGGUCACUAUUUCAAAACUAUGUUAUAAGGUAACCUUCAUGAAAAUGUCACUGACACUGAAAUCACUGAAACGUAAUAUAGUUUAUUUUAUUUAUUGGUUGAAUAUUUAGUGAGCCAAGUACACAUGAAUAGAUGUCAUGUAUAAAAUAGCGUUAAGAGCCAACAUUGUGCAUAGAUGCAACCUUACAUAUAAUUAAGAAAAUAUUUUUAAGCACCUUCUACAUGCUAUCAAUAUUUAUAAAAACAUAAAUUACCAUGUAAUAAACAGGUGACAAGAGUCAUGCCUAUUGCGACUUCUGUAAUUGGUCACUUACUCAUUGUCUGCUAGGGAGACAAUGAGAUCUAUCCUUGCACACUCAAUCUCAUCUUCUAUUGGCAAUCACAGUGGAGUCACUAUGAUUUGGUUUUGGGGGGAUGAAUAUGAUUGAACAACACAUUACACUGGGGGGUGUGGAAUAGAUCUAAUUUUCAAUUAAUUAGAUAAGUAUAAUUCAAGGUAAUAGUUUUAACUGCUGUAUUUCAGACAAGUUUAGUUCUAUUCACCUCACGUUCCCCCCUCCCUAAUACUUAUGCCACUGGGUAGUCACAUCCACGAUCAUUUUGUUAUAGCGACAUUGUCCGUUUCCAAUUUUACUGCUUUGCAUUGAACUUUAAUUCUGUGAUAGGUCUUUUUGUUGAUUUAGUAUUAUUCCUACUAAAUUAUUUUGAGUAAAAUGUGAAUUAUAUUGUAUUUGUAUACAUAAUUUAAUAAAAUUUAUACAUUUUCCAAUUUUACUUUGAGUAAAGGUUUUAAUUAAAAAAAAAUAUUUUGUAAAAAUAUUUUUAUUGUUAAUGUGUUUGUUAGUUUAACAACUAAAAGUAAAUUAAAAAGAAAUUAACUUAGCAAAUUUUUAGCUGAAAGUUUAUAAAUACAUUGUUUAGCAAACAUUAAAAAAAAGUGGAACUGCAUUUCUGAGAAAAAACUUAUUUCACAAAAUUCGGCAAUGUGUGAAAGUCAUACUCAUUAGUUUUCAGCGAUAACAAUCUUACAAAAUUAGUCUGUAACCGUUUCUGGAGUUCAUGUUCAUACUUAUUAUGUUAUAUUUUAGAAUAUGCUGUGAUGUGAAAUGAUUUAAAUAUUAUGAUCGAUAGAAGGGUGUAUACGUAUUUUAUUACAGUUUGAUAGCUCAAUACUAUACCAAAUACAGGUGGUAUUUACACCAAAUCUUUAUGUACUAAAGACUUUAGCUAUAUGUCUAAUGAUGAGUUGUUGUUAUAUUAAAAUAUUGAUUUGUAACAUCUGUAUUAAUUUUUAAAUUUAAAAUUAAUAAAUUAUAUUGGUAUGUUU
Molecule: messenger RNA, 3362 nt
Organism: Homalodisca vitripennis (glassy-winged sharpshooter)
Lineage: Eukaryota; Metazoa; Arthropoda; Insecta; Hemiptera; Cicadellidae
Product: UDP-glycosyltransferase UGT4-like
Exons: 7
Coding region: 301-1902 (533 amino acids)
Molecular function (GO): UDP-glycosyltransferase activity
Source: RefSeq, a predicted model, not a curated record